Messenger RNA from Parnassius mnemosyne (clouded apollo), 3291 nucleotides. The record is from the annotation of a GenBank genome assembly. NCBI's taxonomy places the organism in Eukaryota, Metazoa, Arthropoda, Insecta, Lepidoptera, Papilionidae.
AUGAAGCGUCAUCGCGUCGGAAUGCCAAGAAAAGGCAAUAAAGUCCGCCCUCAAGAGUCGAGCGAAUCACCAUGUAAAGAUUCAUCUGAAAAAAGCGACACUGAAGACGAGGUCACACCACCAGACACUCCUCCGGCCCGGAAAAUCCUUAGAAGACUAUUGGAAACCGAAGUACAAAAGGCAAUGCAAGAGCUAGACGAAGAAUUACCCUCCGUAACGACAAGAAAAGAACACCGUGCAGCCUCACUUAUUCCAGAAUUCGACCCCGAUAAUGAAGAAUGUAGUACCGCAACAGCGUGGCUCAAGAAAAUAGAUCAACUAGGCGAAAUUCAUGGCUGGAGCGAAACUACAAAGUCGUUUUACUUACAGCAUAGACUAAGAGGUCAAGCCAGACGAUGGUACAAUCGGCUUGAUGACUACGAUUAUUCCUGGCAAGAAUGGAAGCAGAUGCUGACGCGUGCUUUUCCCAAACAUCGCGAUUUCGGGAACAUGUUAGAAGAGAUGAUGAGCCGAAAGAAACUACCAACGGAAUCGAUGACGAAAUACUACCAAGACAAAGUGGCCAUGUGCUUCCGGUGUAAGUUGUCUGACAGCGCAACAGUCUCCUGCAUCAUUCGUGGUCUACCAUCAUCACUUCAAGCGAAUGCGAGAGCAUAUCAGUGCGAGCAUCCCGAAGAAUUAUAUGAAGGCUUUCUCUGUGCGCUGGAUGAUUAUCAACCGCUGUCAACGUCAAUUAGAACACGUGUGCAAAGUAAAGACGCUUACGAUCGACAGGUAAUUGAUAAAAAAUACACGCCUAUUAACCCUGACAUUGACCCGUGUCCGCGCUGUAAGAAGACCGGCCACAUAUUACGUAACUGCCCGUAUCCAGAUUCACGAACAUGCUUCAAAUGUGGCAAGCAAGGCCACAUUGCUACGCGCUGCGGAAUCACUCCGAAACCUGCGCUACUGGCUGAUGAUAAAGUUAAAGAAAUUAAACUUUUACAAAAUCACAACAAGAUUUACGAAAAAGCGGUAAAGAUCAAAGGCAUUCACGUUAAAUCUUAUAUUGAUACCGGCAGCCAAGUAAAUGUAUUAUCUACCCACGUGUCGAGACUAUUGGAUCUCAAAAUCAACCCGACCAGCACUAUCCUAAAGGGAUUCUCUGGAGAACAUCUACCCAGCUGCGGAGAGGUAGGUUUUAAACUAGAAAUCGAUGGUAUACAUAUCCCGUGCAAGGCUCAUUUAACAGACGUGGAUAUGGGGAACAUCCAUCUUUUGGUUGGACAGCCCAUCAUCAACAGCGACGGAAUGGUCUUAGAGGUCAGGGAAGGAAAAGCCACUCUCAAACAAGAUAUCGACUUUACAAGGCAAAUGGAUGUGAUUGAAGAGCGCGCUCGCUUUAAGGUCGUCACUACAGAGAAAGAGCGUCUAUUGCCUGGACUUUCCAUCAUCAAGGUCAACGUGAUAGAUAAUGACGAAGAUAACGAUGUCGUCACUACGCCGCAACAUUAUGAGCUACGAGGUGUUUCGUACUCAAUUCCUGCCACUCUGCUACGAGGCACCGUCGGGUACAUCAAAGUCAUCAACAAUGGAGCUCAAAACAUCAUCUGGGAGCAAGGCGAGGUGCUGACCAGAGCAGAUAGCUGCGUCACCGCACCGCAACCAGAAGUUCAGGUUAGCCCUAAAAAUUACACUUUGCCAUCGACUUCCGUAGCCAAAGCCAAUAAUGAUUAUUAUAGCAACUCUAUAGCAUCUCUGUUGCAUACUAGCCUAGCAAACGUUAGCACUAUUGGGGGAAUAAACAUAGAAGAUAUUAAGUCGGGUCCAUUAAAUAAAAAUGAUCAUGAUAGUUUAAUUACUUUAUUGACUAAUUACAGUGACUGUUUUGCGAAUAAAACACAAGACUUGGGAUGUACAGAUUUAUUAAAAAUGAAAAUAAAAUUGACAACUGAACAACCUAUAUACCGCCAACCCUACCGCUUGUCACAUAGUGAGCAGGAGAUAGUUAGGUCUAAAGUCUCUGAAUUAUUAGACGCAGGUAUAAUCCGAGAGUCCGAGUCAUGUUUUGCUUCUCCAGUUAUCAUUGUAAAGAAAAAGAACGGCGAUAGUAGACUCUGUGUUGACUAUCGAGCACUUAAUGCUAUUACAGUCAAAGAUAGGUAUCCGUUGCCCAAUAUCGAUGAUCAGGUUUCAAAGUUAGCCGGCAAGAAUUUCUUCACAAGUCUUGAUUUAGCACAAAGUUACCAUCAGGUUAAAAUUGAUCCGGAAGACAUACACAAAACCGCUUUUAUCACACCACAGGGGCACUUUGAAUAUACGCGUGUCCCAUUUGGCCUGGCUAAUGCACCAUCAGUUUUUAUGCGACUUAUAAACAAAAUCGUAGAUUCAUUACGAAAUUCCAAUAACUUUUCAAAAGACGGUAGUACGAAAACUUGCAAUAAUUUUUCGAACAACUAUGAAGUGUUAGCGUUUUUAGAUGAUUUGUUGUUGCCAUCUUUCGAUGUGCAGUCGGGCUUAGAUAUUUUAGAGAAGGUACUUCAUAAAUUAAGAUUAGAAAAUUUAAAACUAAACAUGAGUAAGUGUUCCUUUUUACAAAAUAAAAUCACGUACUUAGGACAUGAAAUUACACCGAGUGGCAUUCAACCGGGUGAAUCUAAGUUGGCAGCAGUGUCACAAUUUCCCACUCCUAGUAACGUUCACGAGAUACGUCAAUUUAUUGGGUUAUGUAGUUAUUUCCGUAAAUUUAUUAAAAAUUUCGCAAUAAUUGCCCGCCCAUUGACCGAUUUAACAAAGAAAAACGCGGCUUGGAAUUGGGGCCGUGAACAAUCUAAUAGUUUUGAACAAUUAAAACAGUGUUUGUGUACAAAACCCAUACUAGCUUUAUACGACCCCGCAUUACCGACGGAGAUUCACACGGAUGCAUGCAAAUCAGGUAUCGCAGGCAUUUUGUUGCAAAAACAAACUGAUAAUUCAUUACGCCCCGUUAUGUAUUUCAGUAGAGUAACGAGUAAGGAAGAAAGCAUGUAUCAUAGCUACGAGCUCGAAACUCUCGCGGUAGUCGAAUCGUUGCGUAGAUUUAGGGUGUACAUCAUAGGCAAACAUGUUAAGAUCGUGACUGACUGUACGGCUGUUCGUGCCACCUUAACUAAACGUGACAUUAUCCCGCGUAUAGCCAGGUGGUGGCUGUCAAUCCAAGAUUUUGAUAUGAGUUUAGAAUAUAGACCCGGAGAGAGAAUGAAACAUGUAGACGCGUUAAGUAGGAACCCAAUCGAUACUAUGAAUGUGAAUCGCCUUGAAGUGUCGGACUGA